UGAAUAUAUUGGAAGAAAGCUACUUCUUCAGUCACCUUCAGAGCAAUCACGAUUAUUAGAGAAGCUUCCAGGAGUAAUUGCAGAUGUAGUGGAGAUCGAACCUGUUUUUGACAACUCAUUCACAAAAGUAAAACAAGAACCAAACAGCUUGCCUGAAUCACCUGUUGGACAGGCUUCUCAAACUCUCAGCACUAAUUUGGGCAGUGAAUCUAAUUCCUCUCCAAAUGGUAGAACAGAUGUGGCAGAAACAAAACAUCAAUGCAAUGUAGAGCUGCCUUAGGAAUCUCAUAUCAGUGUCGAGGUAGAUCUGCCUCAAGAAUCUCAUAUCAGUGAUUACGAAGUUCAGAGUGACCUUCGAAGGAAACGCCAUCACCCAGUUUCAGAAAUAAAGAAAAGAUAUUCAAAAUCACUGUUUAUGGAAGAAGUGCAGGAAAGACCUCUUUCUUUUGCUUCAGAAAGCCAGUCCAGUGUCAUCCCUGAAAAGCAACAUCAGGGUGACCCUGAUAUUGGAGAAUGGAAAAAUCAACCAACAGGUAUACAAAAAGAACAGGUUGAAAACAAAAGCAGUAAAUCAGUUGAGUUGGAUGAGCUAAGUGACCACGACCGAGAUCAUGAGGAUGUGCAUGAAAAUCCAACUCGUGCUGUGUGGUACUCUUUGGGUCCUCAUGAUGAAGUAAUGGGCCCUUAUUCUAUGUCAAUGCUAAAACAGUGGUGUCACACCACUUCUUAUGAGAUGAAAUACAAAGUCUGGAAGGCAGGUCAGAGCCAAAAAGAAGCAAUCUUCCUAACUGAUGCUAUACACCGGUUUGGAUCUGAUAUUGGUGGAAAACGGACAGAACAACCAAAUGAAAUCCAAAUGGAAGAUAUGGAAAACAAAAGCAGUAAAUCGGUUAAGUUAAUUGAGCUAAGUGACAGUGAUGAAGAUGGAGAUUGUGAGGUUGCACAUGAGAGCCCCACUUGUGCAGUGUGGCAUUAUUUGGGUCCUCAUGGUCAAAUAAUGGGUCCUUAUUCAAUGGAGAUGCCAAAACGGUGGCGUGAUUCUAGUUCUUAUGAGAUGAAAUACAAGGUUUGGAAGAAAGGUCAGAGCCAAAAAGAUGCAAUCUUUCUGAAUGAUGCCAUACGCUGGGCUUUCUGCAAUAGUUAGAUUAGAUAUGGAAGUCCUUUUUGUUUCCCAGCUGCUGAAACUGUAAAGGUACAUAGUUUGCUUUAGACUUGAAAGCUGAAAGCUAUGUAAUAUCCAACAACUUUUUGUUUUAAGGAAAAAAAAAAAAAAAAGAGGUACCAUUUCCUUUUUCUUCUUGUAGUAUCUAGGAGUGAGUCUGUGUAUACAUGUUUUAUAAUUAGCCUGAUCAAAGGCCACAAGUAGUAGAAAGAGCCUUGCAAGUUACAGUAGUUAGAAAUGGGCAUAUACAGAUAGAAAAAUGCCUUUUUUUU
Ziziphus jujuba (common jujube) is the source of this 1434-nucleotide messenger RNA. Its product is annotated as zinc finger CCCH domain-containing protein 19. The transcript is spliced from 2 exons. Lineage: Eukaryota; Viridiplantae; Streptophyta; Magnoliopsida; Rosales; Rhamnaceae. Gene Ontology annotation, molecular function: protein binding. The record is from RefSeq and is a predicted model, not a curated record. Bases 416 to 1144 code for a protein of 242 amino acids.